CAUGAACAUACAAAACCUAUAAACCACGCGAACGAAUCAUUUUUAGGUUGCACUUGUUCUUUAAUUCGUUGAUGUGAUUUGGCAAUCCCUUUAAUUAAUGAGAAAUUUCGUGUGAUCAAAAAUAACGCGAAAAAUGGAAUCAUCACAACGAAGUAAUGUCAUUGGAAUUGAUUUGGGCACGACGAAUUCGUGUGUCGCUGUUUAUACUCGUGGUAAAAUCAAAAUCAUUCCCAAUGAACAAGGCAGUCCCGUAACACCAUCUUACGCUUCAUUUACCGAGAACGAACAAUUGGUUGGAAUACUGGCGAAAAAUGCUACGGAUUUGCAUCCGAAAAGUACAAUAUUCGAUAUAAAACGAUUAAUUGGAAGAAGAUGGUCUGAUUUAACGGUGCAGCAAGACAUUGAAAAAUGGCCGUUCGUAUUGAGAAACAUAAAAAACUAUCCGCACAUCGAAGUCGAGGUCAAUGGAGAGAAAAAGCUAUUUUUACCGGAACAAAUCAGUGCCAUGGUGGUGAGCAAGAUGAAGAAGAUAGCAGAAGACUAUUUGAAAAAAACUGUCUGCUCUGCUGUGAUUACCGUUCCUGCAUACUUUAAUGAUGCGCAACGUCAAGCCACGGUUGAUGCGGGUCGCAUAGCUGGUCUAUCAGUUUUAAAAAUUAUUAACGAGCCUACAUCUGCUGCAUGCGCAUAUGCCUACAAGAACCGUGAAUACAUCAAAAAGGGUACCAACAUUUUGGUGUUCGAUAUGGGAGGUGGCACGCUGGACGUGACUAUACUUAAGAUUGAGCAGGACUACGUCACCGUUAAAUCCACCAAUGGUGACACUCAUUUAGGAGGUGAAGACCUGGAUUGUCGGCUCGUCGAUUAUUGUUUGGAUACUUUUCGGCGAAAGCAUAAUCACGAUCUGAAAGAUGACACAGUUGCAAUCCGCCGUUUGCGAACAGAAUGUGAAAAAGUCAAAAAGGAUUUGUCACAUGCCUUGUAUUCGAAGGUCAAUGUCUACCACAUUUACAAGGAUAUCGAUUUCAGUUUGGAAAUUUCGAGAGCUCGUUUCGAGCAAAUUAACGGAAGUAUUAUAAAAAAGACAUUGGCACCAGUCGAACGAGCUUUGAACGAUGCCAAUCUGUCAAAAUCGCAAAUUAACAAAGUCAUCUUAGUCGGAGGUUGUACACGUAUUCCAAUGUUGAAAUCGCUGCUCAAAGAUUACUUCGGCGCAAGUAAAAUAAACGACACUAUCAACGUUGAUACUACGGUUGCUUAUGGUGCUGCAGUGGAAGCUGCACACCUUUCUGGUAAGACGAUGCACGUUGGAGGAUGCUUUCUACGAGAUGUGACACCACUUUCCUUGGGGACAGACAGUGAAAUCCCACCGACCAUGAGCGUCAUCAUACCCAGAAACACGUUGAUUCCUGCGGAAAAAACAGUGACCUUUUCGACAAUCAAAGAUGAUCAGACCAGCAUUACAAUUCAAAUUCGUCAAGGAGAAAGUUCAUAUGCCCACGAAAACUAUCUAGUUGGUAAAUUUGAAUUGACCGGAUUUUUCAAGAGCCCGAAAGGCGUCCCAUGGAUCGAUGUGACAUUUGCUAUCGAUGAAAAUGGCAUUCUAACCGCAUCAGCUGUGGAUAAAACGUCGGGUACGUCCAAUAGCAUAAAAAUCGACAAGUGUACCGGCCGGUUGAAAAAGGAAAAAAUCGACCAACUGAUUAAAGAGGGCCAAAUCAUCCAAAAAGAAAUGGAAAUGCAAACGAAGGCGAAAAAAGCCGCGAUCGCAUUGGAAGACGAAAUUUUCGCCAUUAAAAGAAAACUGGACACUCGCCAAUUUGAAGACGAAUCAAAGUCCAAAGUUUUGAAAAGAUGUGACGAAUUGUUAUUGUGGGUGGAGGACAAUAAAACAGCAGCUGAAAGUGUCUAUAGAGAAAAGAAAAGGGAAAUUCGAGACUACGCAAAAAAUAAGUCCAGAUCCUCGUCAAAAUCACAAGAUCGAGACAAGAAGAAGCGUUAACAACGCUAAUUAUACCGGUGCAAUAGACGCCGAAAUACAAUUAUCAAUUGUAAAAUGCUGUAAGUAUUCGAUAUACUGAAAAUUUUAAUAUCCGACGACCAUAUCAAUGAAGAGAAAAUAAAAUAUUUGUCUGAA
Bradysia coprophila is the source of this 2137-nucleotide messenger RNA. Its product is annotated as heat shock cognate 71 kDa protein-like. Gene Ontology annotation, molecular function: ATP-dependent protein folding chaperone; ATP binding. The record is from RefSeq and is a predicted model, not a curated record. NCBI's taxonomy places the organism in Eukaryota, Metazoa, Arthropoda, Insecta, Diptera, Sciaridae.